This is a messenger RNA of Serendipita indica DSM 11827, 2358 nucleotides long. The record is from the annotation of a GenBank genome assembly. Lineage: Eukaryota; Fungi; Basidiomycota; Agaricomycetes; Sebacinales; Serendipitaceae.
AUGACCCUCUCGGUCGACCGAGCAGUCCCCAUCCUUCCAAUGGGCCAGUAUCCGCCGCCCGGCGUCCCCAUUGGCACACACGCGUUUAUGCUCAAGAUGACGCCUGAAGCUCUUCAGGAGCUUGCUAAUCAGCUCGCUGCUCACCAGCCAGCAGCAGCGACGACAAGCACGGCCGGGACAGGCCCUGGCAGCGCGCACUCGAAUAGGCCCAGACAGUCUGGAGAAAGCCAGAAAAAGAAUGACAAGCCUCUGAUGCAACUCGUUGUGAGCGAGAGCGGCCAGCCCCAGUUUAUUAUCGGAGAUACGACUUUUCGAGCAGAUGCUACUACAGAACCAUCCACAACCGAAAUCUAUGCACGCCACCAGUCUCCACUCUCCGACUCGGACCAACUGUCCUCCGAGGCGGGAAGCAGCAAUCCGCUCCAGAUGGUGGCUAAAGUCGAUGGUCGGCUGAGGAUGAUGCGCGACUUUACUCCCAUCGUCCAGCAAUCCGUUUCGGAGCGGACGGCGAAGCUGAACAAAGAGGCCCAACCACGCUCCGCAAUCAUACUUGACGCGCCGGGCUCAUACCCAAAUAGCUCGUCAAAAGCUGGAGCGCGUGCCCAACAGACCAAAGUCGCGGCUACGGCAAAAUCCGCAUUACCGUCUGGCACGGCAGGCACCGUGCGACCGUCCGAGCAAAGGGUCCAGGUUUUCACGCCUCCUAAGAGCGAUGGAAGCCCAUCUUCUGCCACCUCUGGCUCGCGCGGUCCCAAGCAUACGAUUCCUGAUGCCUUUGGCACGCUCGAUCUCUCUAUUCCGACCCGAUGGGAUGGUCAGAUUUCGAUUCCUAUUCGUAUCAUUCAUUGGGCGGCACUCAAGCCAAAGACCGAAGCCGAGCUUUUGUCCGAGGCCGUCUCUCGGUCUGAAUAUGAGCAAGGUCGACGGGCAAUCUCUAUCUUGUGCGAAAGCAAAGAAGACGGCAGCCUUUCUCUGCGAGACGAAGCCUUUUACUACCUGCGACCCUGGGCAUGGGUCAACUAUACGCCUACGAAUCGGUCCGAGGUCGCAAAGUUUACGCGCAUCGCGCUGCGAAGGCUGGGAUACGAUGAUCAGGAUGAAGCGUGGGAGAAUCUGCGCAAGCCAGGUGGAUGGGUAGAUCCGUGGAGGAACACUCCGGAAGGCAUCCUCCACUAUCGCGAAAAGGAGCAACGAAGAGCCACCAGCGUGAUCACAUCAAAGGAAGAGCGUGACAAGCAGAAAGCCGAGGCUUUGGCGAAUCCGGCACCGAUGCUUACCAGCACUAUCAAGCCUGGCUUCUUCACCUCAAAGCCGGCACCUGUAGUGGCCAAGGUUAAAAAGGCGUCGAAAGAAAAGGAGCCCAAAGUCAAAAAGGCGUCAACAUCGAGCGAACAGGAGAACCCAGCUCCGCCGAAGAUUGCCCACAGCGCGAGCCAAUCUUCGACCAGUAGUUCGGCAGUCCCCUCGAAUAGCACACCAAAUGUCGAACCGAGCAUCUAUGAGAGCGAGCUUCGGGUGCGACAAAGUGGUCCUGGGUCAAAGGCGGGCAAGAUGGCAGUUGCGAAACGAAUCCAACGGGAAAAGGAAGAAGGAUUUGCAUCCACCGUCUCUACACCAAGUCGCUCACCUCUUCCACUCCCAUCUGAGACGCGGAAGCGCAAGGCUUUGGAUGAUGAUUACGAGGAUGUGGGCAAGAGGAAGAAGACACAUCCACUCCCGUUAAAGCCGUCUGCCGAAUCCUUUGCUGGGUCUUCGAGCAAGAAGCGUAAAGGGGACAAUAUCGAUGCGCUUUCGCCUCCUACAAAGAUGCGUAAAUCGGAACUAUCAAGUGUGCACGCGCCUAGUACGUCUGCCUCACCGGGCGUGAGCACGAAGAAGACGUCUGCUACACGAGACUAUACGGGCAAAAAGGCAGCUAUGCGUGAAGACUGGGACUAUUCGAGCGAGGAUGGGGACGAUCGACCGCUUUCGAAGCGCACGUCUUCUGCGACUCACAGGAAUGUCCGCUCGUUGAAAGACGAAGCCAGGCUCAAACCCCCUUCGUCGUCGUCGUCUCCGCCGCGUCGCGUAGCGACUCCCACGCCUCACCGUAUGCCGCCUCCGACGACGUAUCUUGGCUACAAGGCUGUGUAUAUGCAAAAAUGGAGCGAGUACAGUAUGGUACUUUCGGUGAUCAUGGGUGAAGAGGCCAAGCUCGAGAGUAUCCGCGUUGGAGACGAUUCUAGCGCGUUGAUGGGUCUUGACGAGCUCCGAAGCUACAUCAAAAAGCGGAGUGGGCUCGAGGCAGAGCUCAAAGAUCUCAAGCGUGAGAUUGCACGUCUCGCGCCAAAGGCCUCGGCAUCCUCCUCGACCGUAUAG